CUUCCUACAGUCCUUUCUCUAAAGAGCUCCUGUACUGUCAGGCAGCUGGCCUCUCAGUCUGUCAUGGCCAGGAUAGUCAGUUAAGAUUAUGCAAGCACUAUUAUGACAUCAAUGUGACUGCAGCAUACCUCACAAUCUGCUGCCGACCAGGCGACCAUCAUGGUGUUCCAGGCUCUUGCGCAGUACCAGAUAGACAUUCCGCAGCACAAAGACCUGAAUUUGAACGUUACUGUUCUCCUGCCACGCCGUGCUAGUCCAAAAAAGUACAACAUCUUAAAUCACAAUGCUCUGGUGGCCCGAACAGCAGAGACCAAAUGGAAUGAAGACUUCACUGUGAAGGCAGAAGGAACUGGACAAGGGACCUUAACUGUAAUAACGAUUUAUAAUGCAAAGCUACGGGAGGAUGAAUCUCAGUGUAAGAAAUUUGACCUGAGGGUAUCGGUUGAAGAAGCCCAGGGCGUUAAGAAGCCAGAAGGAGCCUUGCGUUCAGUCUAUAUUAAAAUCUGCAUCAGGUUCCUCGGUGUGGUUGAUGCCACAAUGUCCAUCAUCGAUGUCUCCAUGCUCACGGGCUUCUCACCGGACGUGGAGGAUCUUAAGAGACUUUCCCAAGGGGUCAACAGAUACAUUUCCAAGUUUGAAAUCAACAAAGCCCCGUCCGACAGAAGCAACCUCGUAAUCUACCUGGACAAGGUUUCUCACACAGAGGAUGAAUGCCUGCAGUUUAAAGCUCACCAGUUUUUCGAAGUUGGUCUCAUUCAGCCGGCAUCCGUCACAGUCUAUGAUUAUUACACUAUAGAUGACCGGUGCACCAAGUUCUACCACCCGUCUAACCAGAGCGGGCUCUUCAGGAAGAUCUGUCAUGGGGACGUCUGCUGUUGUGCAGAAGAAAGCUGCUUCAUGCAGCAGAAGACAGAGGGUCCCAUCACCCUGAAUAGACGAAUAGAGGAAGCCUGUGAACCUGGAGUGGAUUAUGUGUAUAAGACCAGGCUUGUUAGCAGUGAAGAAGCGGGCAGUUCUGACUACUACACCAUGAAAAUUUUGGAAAUCAUUAAAGCAGGCUAUCCUACAUUAUUGGCAAGGACACCUGGAUCGAGAAGUGGCCCAACGAGGAUGAAUGCCAGAAGCUGGAUUUCCAGAACCUCUGCCAGAAUUUCUUUGAGUUCUCUGAUGCCAUGGCCUUGUUUGGCUGCCCAACCUAAACUUGGACCCAGCUUUCCCAGCAGCCCCAAUGGGACAGUUUGAGCUGAGAUGGAGCAUAACCCUCAGGUGGAGACAGCUCCACUCAGAGUCCCAAUGCUGCUGACACUCGCCGCUAGCCCUGUCCUCUUUGGGGGUUUCACUCUUUUUUUUUCUUAUUGUUUCUCUCUAUAUAAAAGGCUGAAUUCUUACCCUGC
Messenger RNA from Mauremys mutica (yellowpond turtle), 1394 nucleotides. Its product is annotated as complement C3 alpha chain-like. Lineage: Eukaryota; Metazoa; Chordata; Testudines; Geoemydidae. Gene Ontology annotation, cellular component: extracellular region. The record is from RefSeq and is a predicted model, not a curated record. The coding region runs from base 160 to 1242 and encodes 360 amino acids. The transcript has 11 exons.